Messenger RNA from Galeopterus variegatus (Sunda flying lemur), 1846 nucleotides. Its product is annotated as rho-related GTP-binding protein RhoG-like. The transcript has 2 exons. NCBI's taxonomy places the organism in Eukaryota, Metazoa, Chordata, Mammalia, Dermoptera, Cynocephalidae. Gene Ontology annotation, cellular component: cell projection; cytoplasmic vesicle; cytoskeleton. The record is from RefSeq and is a predicted model, not a curated record. The coding region runs from base 95 to 670 and encodes 191 amino acids. Gene Ontology annotation, biological process: regulation of actin cytoskeleton organization; small GTPase-mediated signal transduction; establishment or maintenance of cell polarity. Gene Ontology annotation, molecular function: protein kinase binding; GTP binding; GTPase activity.
CCAAGCCCAACUCGAGACAACCUGGGGAGUUUCACUACCCUUGGUUGAACGGCGCUGGAGGACGAUCAGACUUUGCUGGGACUACAAGGGAAGAAUGCAGACAAUCAAAUGUGUAGUUGUAGGAGAUGGGGCUGUAGGUAAGACCUGCCUCCUCAUCAGUUACACAACAAAUGCCUUUCCUGAGGAGUAUAUCCCUACUGUCUUUGAUAACUAUAGUGCUCAGACAUCUGUGGAUGGCCAAAUCGUCAGCCUGAACCUGUGGGACACUGCUGGCCAAGAAGAGUAUGACCGACUACGAACACUCUCCUAUCCCCAGACCAAUAUCUUUGUCAUUUGUUUUUCCAUUAGCAACCCAUCCUCUUAUGCCAACGUGAGGCAUAAGUGGCACCCAGAGGUCUCCCAUCAUUGCCCCAAUGUACCUGUUCUGCUGGUAGGCACCAAGAGGGACCUGCGGAGUGACCUUGAGACAGUGAAGAAGCUGAAGGAACAGAGUCUAGUGCCCACGACUCCUCAGCAAGGCACUUCCCUGGCUAAGCAGGUGGGGGCUGUGAAGUAUCUGGAAUGUUCGGCUCUGAUGCAGGAUGGAGUACAUGAGGUAUUUUCAGAAGCUGUCCGGGCUGUGCUUUACCCUACCACAAAGAAGAACACCAAGAAGUGUGUCCUCUUAUAGCUUUUGGGUGCUACUUGGGGACUGCACCUAAGGAGUAUAAGGGGAGAUUCCUUUGACAGCAGUUAAGAGUGCCAGCAUGAGCCAUUUGUCUCUUUCCCUAGAGACCCUAACUGGUUUAUUUGGCUUUUGGAAGAACAAAGACAGACUAGUUUGUACAUGGCUGCUUUGAAGUUUGGUCUGAAUCUUUUGGAGGAAGUUUGAGUGUGAGCACGCACCCGUGUGUGUGUCUCCCCUGUCAAAGCAGUAAGAGAAGAUGCCACCGAGUGCUGUUCUUUUCUCUCCUAGCCAGGCCAUGACUAAGCAGAGCAGCCUAGUACUGUUUUUUGUUGGCUUUUGCUUGUCUGCUUUUAAAUCUAAUUUCAGUGUUCCUUGCUGUAUUUACCAUUGAGCAAAUGCCUCACAGAAGGUCAAGAUUAUCCAGUUUUCAAAUCAUUGCCUUAAACUUUCUGAUAUACUAAUUUUUUAAAACCAUUUUAUGUGUGAUUCCUGGGUAUUCCUAAUCUUGACAUGUUUCUCCCAUUCUUGGGAUGAGACAUUAACAAAAAUGGUUAAGCAGCAUUUUUCAAAGCUCUGUGAGAUGGUAAUAGAUGUUCCUUAAAAGGGUUCUGUGGUCAAAUAAGCUGAGAAACCAGCAAUUUAAAUGAAAUUGAGCAGGUUCCUUUACCACAGGACUUUAUAACUUAAUAUGUAUGCAACAUUUCCCAAACUUAUUUCAUCACUGAACUUUUUUUUUUUUUUUUUUGGUCCCAUGCAACACCUAUUAAUGUCUCUGGUAACAGUUUCAGAGAAGUUGUAUUAAUGGGAACUAGGAAUUCCCGAGGAAGAGGCUAGAGGCUGUAAAAAAACAAAAAGCAUAAUGUGGUCCUACUCUUUUUGAUGUUUCCCUCUUUAUGCCUUUGAGACAAAUGUUUAUGAGCCAUGGACUUGUGACUGGUUCCUCUGCUUUGGGAGAUGGGUUUGGAACUUAAUCAUUGCAUUGCAUUGAUGUGGGGUCUGACAAUGAGAUCUGCUAUCAGAUUGAUGGCACUAUGGGCCUGGUGAUGUGAAAUUAUUAAUCCCCCCCCCCCAAAAAAAAAACUGUGUGAGUCUUCUUUGUGGCCCUUUUUCCUGUCACUUUCUGCUUUAGAGAUAGACCACUCAAGGUUAACCCCCUAAAUAAAACAAAAACAAAACAAA